UUGUUUUUGGAUGGUGAUGGUUUGUGCAGAUGACUUAUUUUUUUACAUGGCAUACAUCUCUUUGAGGAAAUUUGAAUAUGGGGAAUGCAAGUUUCUUGUGGAAUGCUAUGACGAAAUCCAUAACAGGUGGGCUGAUAGCUCUCACCAUUUCAGAUAGAUAUGCAAGUAUUGUUUCUGUUCAUGGCCUAUCCAUGUAUCCUACAUUCAAUUCAAGCACCAAUACAUUUUUGGGAUCCUUAUCAGAUGACUAUGUUUUAGUGGAGAAGUUUUGCCUUGCAAAUUACAAAUUUACAGAUGGAGAUGUGAUAGUAUUUCGGUCCCCCAAUAAUCACAAGGAGAAACACAUAAAGAGAAUAAUUGCCAUGCCAGGUGACUGGAUCAAAGUCCCUCAUUCAUAUGAUAUGUUGAAGAUU
This is a messenger RNA of Nelumbo nucifera (sacred lotus), 413 nucleotides long. The record is from RefSeq and is a predicted model, not a curated record. NCBI's taxonomy places the organism in Eukaryota, Viridiplantae, Streptophyta, Magnoliopsida, Proteales, Nelumbonaceae.